This is a messenger RNA of Rhineura floridana, 2189 nucleotides long. It is a transcript of the gene NETO2, whose product is annotated as neuropilin and tolloid like 2. Bases 76 to 1653 code for a protein of 525 amino acids. NCBI's taxonomy places the organism in Eukaryota, Metazoa, Chordata, Lepidosauria, Squamata, Rhineuridae. The record is from RefSeq and is a predicted model, not a curated record. The transcript is spliced from 9 exons. Gene Ontology annotation, molecular function: protein binding.
CUGUGCACAGUCCUCACCCCCUCUCCGGCCACAGGUGCGCGGAGCCGGGAGAGACCUCGGAGGAGCAGCGGGAAGAUGGCUCUGGUCAAGGUCUACUCGGUGCUGGAAGUGUUCUUGAUAACUAUACUUGUAGUGGAAGGAAUUGCUGUGGCUCAAAAGACUCAAGGUGGGCAGAAUAUUGAAGGUAAUCGCUUAGGAUCUACCCAGUGUAGUGGCUGGGUGCAAACAAGCAACGGAGGUCACUUUGCUUCACCAAACUUUCCUAACUUUUACCCACCCAACCAGGAGUGUGUCUAUAUUUUAGAAGCUGCCCCACGCCAAAGAAUAGAAUUGACUUUUGAUGAACCAUACUACAUAGAGCCUUCAUUUGAAUGUCGAUUUGACCACCUAGAAGUUCGAGAUGGACCUUUUGGUUUCUCCACACUCAUUGAUCGCUACUGUGGUCCGAAAAGUCCUACCCUAAUUAGAUCAACAGGGAGAUUUAUGUGGAUAAAGUUUACUUCGGAUGAAGAGAUAGAAGGACAGGGAUUUAAAGCAAAAUAUUCAUUUAUACCAGAUCCUGACUACACAUACCUAGGAGGUAUUUUAAAUCCUAUCCCAGAUUGCAAGUUUGAGCUGUCAGGAGCUGAUGGAAUAGUGCGUUCCAGUCAGGUAGAGCAAGAAGAGAAAACAAAGUCUGGACAAGCAGUGGACUGCAUAUGGACAAUUAAGGCUACUCCAAAUGCCAAGAUAUAUUUGAGGUUUCUAGACUACCAGAUGGAACAUUCAAAUGAAUGCAAGAGAAAUUUUGUGGCUGUAUAUGAUGGAAGCAGUUCCAUUGAAAACUUAAAAGCAAAGUUUUGCAGCACAGUGGCAAAUGAUGUCACACUACAGACUGGCAUUGGGGUGGUACGGAUGUGGGCAGAUGAAGGCAGUAGAUUAAGCAGGUUCAGAAUGCUCUUCACAUCAUUUGUGGAUCCUCCCUGCUCAGGCAGCACUUACUUUUGCCAUAGCAACAUGUGCAUCAAUAAUUCUUUAGUCUGCAAUGGCAUUCAAAACUGUGCAUACCCUUGGGAUGAAAACCACUGCAAAGAAAAGAAGAAAACAGGAUUAUUUGAACAAAUAACCAAAACGCAUGGAACAAUAAUUGGGAUUACUUCAGGAAUUGUUUUGAUUCUUCUCAUCAUUUCAGUCCUGGUGCAGGUCAAGCAGCCCCGCAAGAAAGUGAUGGCUUGCAAAACUACUUUUAAUAAAACUGGCUUUCAGGAGGUUUUUGACCCUCCUCAUUAUGAGCUCUUCUCACUGAGAGACAAAGAGAUUUCUGCCGACUUGGCUGACCUGUCUGAAGAGCUUGAAAACUACCAGAAAAUGAGGCGCUCUUCAACAGCUUCAAGAUGCAUUCAUGACCAUCACUGUGGCUCCCAAGCCGCGACUGUAAAGCAAAGCAGGACCAACCUCAGUUCAAUGGAACUUCCUUUCCGAAAUGAUUUUGCACAGCCUCAGCCAAUGAAGACCUUUAAUAGCACCUUCAAAAAAAGUAGCUAUACAUUCAAACAGGCUCAUGAGUGCCCAGAGCAAGUGAUAGAGGACAGGGUGAUGGAGGAGAUUCCAUGUGAAAUCUAUGUGAGGGGUCGAGAGGAUGCUGCUCAGGGCUCAUUAUCAAUUGACUUUUAAUCUCCUUUUAAAGGUGAAAUGUGUGUGUGUAAAUAUUAUAUAUAAAAUAUAUGUGUGUGUACAAAAAUGUACCAUAUGGAAUUUGAUGGAGACAUGAGUAUUCAUUCUUUUUAGCUCGUUUAAUUUUUCCCCUGAAAGAAAACUCUUCAUAUAUCAUUUUUCCCCUCAAACUGCCCAUCUGGUUGAAGAACAAAACAGCAGAUUUUGCAUGAGGCUUCAACUACAUUACUUUAAAAAAACACACACACACAAACCCAAAAAUUUAACACAGCUUGGUCGUGGACUGCAUAUAUUCUCUACCUUCCUUCAUUUCUGUUUCCUUCCUGCAGGAACUUGGUCUUCAACCCAGAAGCUUAAUUACUUCAGUAAUAAAAAAUAAGUGGAUACAACACUAUAUAGUUUAACAUCAAAUGUGGUUAUCAUAUUUGUCAAAUUGUAGCUAGAGUUAUAGUGGUAAGUGCCAAUUAAGACUCAAAUGAGUUACAUUGCAUCCAUCUGGUUCAUCUUGUCUAAUUUUUUUAUAUUGCUGCCUUUUU